AUGUGGGCCGAAGUAAAUGGAGAACGCAAGAAGGUCGCUUGCUGCGAGCGUAUUGUCAUCAACUACACCAUCCCAAAGUCCUCAGAAUGCGCUUGUCCGUCAGAGCGCGCAUCGCCGGCGACUGCACCUGUUGCUGGCAACAGUCGAAUCGAGAAGAAUAGAAGAAAAUCUACUGCGAUCAACCCUUUGUCUCUGGAGAGAGCCAUGAAAGCCAGUCAAGACACCGAGACCGAUACUUCAUCGCUCACUCAGACACCAACCGACAUGAGCAACAGUAUCGAAGCAUCACCUCCAUCCAGUGCAAGCUCUACUCCUCGCCUACUCCCUGCUCAAAAAGAGAGUGUUUCUAGUUGUUGUAAGCCGAAGCCUGUACAGCAGCCCGUUGCAAAAGGAGGGUGUUGUGGCAGCAAACCCAAGCAACAGCCAGCGCCAGCGCCAGUCAAGUCUUGUUGUGGUGGUUCGAAAUCUCAAGCGAACGUGGCCGUCACUGGUCAACCUAGCAGCACUCAGCAGUUUGGGCAACAAUUUCAAUUUCAGCUACAACCUCAAUUCCAGAAUCCACAGUUUCAAGGCUUUCCACAACAAACAUCUGCACAACCAUCAUACCCGUUCGGUCUUGGCGCACCAAUAUACAACCAUGCAGCGGCAGCAUAUCAGCAACCACCUUCGAUGUCAAUGAGUCCCACAAUACAUGGUCCUAUACUCCAGCUUGUUCCCGAGCAGCAUAUGGGCCAGCACGCUCCUGAACACAAUUGUCAUUGCGGCGAAUCAUGUAGCUGCUUCGGAUGUGCAGCCCAUCCCAACAACGCUACUAUGAUGGAAUACGUACGGCUUAUGGCUCAGUUCCAGUAUACCGGCGGGUUUGGGACUAUGGCGCCACCUCUGUACGACGUACCUGCCUACCCUCACCAAGCCAGGAUCGGAGCUAAAGCUGGUCAACCCAUGGCCUUCAACCAGCUUCCUCAAAAUCUUCAGGCACCUUUUUCAGCACAGAUGGCCUUUCAGGCAAGCAUGAACUUGUCAACAAUAUCGAGCGCUCCAUUACCAGUUUCUGAGCCUUGGCAACAAUCCUCGAUUUCGACUAUAUCCGCGCCUGAAACUCAGUUCCUUCACGCAAACACGUCAAACCGGAUACCAGCUUCGGCCAAUGCUCAGCUUGUCCUAAAGGCGGAGGAAUCACUAGCGACCCCUGUUGCGAAGAGUUCAAAUGACGGCAACGAGGAAGAAACCGAUACAUUGUCACCCUCUUCGUUUUUCUGGAACCAGAUGGUCCUGCCCAGCUGCAGCGACGCCACGGGUACCUGCCAAUGUGGUGAUGGCUGUGAGUGUGUUGGCUGCCUCACACAUGGUGGUCAUAACGGCGUUCCCCUCGAAACUUCGGCGAUCAACGAACACGACGCUUUCCCCGAUUUCAUUGCGCAUGGUAACCUGAACCUGGAUGACUCGACACACUUUUUGAACUUCAACACGGCUCCAACCUGA
This is a messenger RNA of Dothidotthia symphoricarpi CBS 119687, 1482 nucleotides long. RefSeq lists its product as uncharacterized. The transcript has 2 exons. Lineage: Eukaryota; Fungi; Ascomycota; Dothideomycetes; Pleosporales; Dothidotthiaceae. The record is from RefSeq and is a predicted model, not a curated record. The coding region runs from base 1 to 1482 and encodes 493 amino acids.